CCUGCUCCUAAACCUGCAAAGUCAUCAUCAUCUGACUCAGACUCUGAUGAUGAGAGUGAACAUGGAAAAAAAGUACCACAGAGUUCUAAACCAGGCAAAACAGAUGUUAUGAAACUAAAAGGGAUUAAACAAAAACAAGAGCAAUCAUCAAGUGAUGAUUCUUCUUCAAGUGAUGAAGAAAAAGCCAAGGAAAAAGUAGCUAUUCCAAAGAAAACUGAGGCAAAGAAGGCAGCAAAUCCAAGUUCAUCUUCAUCUGAUUCAAGUUCAGAGUCGUCUGAAGAUGCAAACAAAAAGACAAAUGGCAAAGCCUCUCAGCCCAUCACUAAGGUGUCAGAAGAAAAGAAGGAAAAAAAGUCUGGUAAACAUUCCUCUGAUUCAAGUUCAAAAUCUUCCAGUAAAAUUGUAAAGCAGAAAACUAAGCCCUCAAAGGCUGACACAGAGAAGAAAAAGACAAAGGAUAUAAAACUCACAGCAGCCUCGUCAGAUUCAAGUUCAGAUUCUUCUGAUGAAGAAGAAGCAGAUCCAAAAACCAAACCCCAGUCUAAAAACACAUUGGGAAAGAGGAAUGGAAAAUCCAACAAAGAAUCCUCUGAUUCAGACUCAGAUUCAUCUGAUGAUGAAGAUAAACAACCAAGCACCCAACCCCUGCAGGUCAUCACAAAGAAGGCAGAGACAAAAAAGGAUGGAAAAUUAUCCAAGAAAGAAUCAUCUGACUCAAGUUCAGAUUCUUCUGAUGAUGAGGAUAAAAAACCAAGCACCAAACGCUCACAGCCUGUCACAAAGACAGUAGAGGCAAAGAAAGAUGGAAAAACUGGUAAAAGGUCCUCUGAUUCAAGCUCAGAUUCAUCUGAUGAUGAAGAUAACAAAACAGAUGCAAAACACUUGCAGCUUCCCACAAAGAGGGCAGAAACAAAAAAUGGUGGAAAAUUAUCCAAGAAAGAAUCUUCUGACUCAAGCUCAGAUUCUUCUGAUGACGAAGAUAAAAAACCAAGCACCAAACGCUCACAGGUCAUCACAAAGAAAGCAGAGACAAAAAAGGAUGGAAAAAUAUCCAAGAAAGAAUCUUCUGACUCAAGCUCAGAUUCUUCUGAUAAUGAGGAUAAAAAACCAAGCUCCAAACCCUCACAGGUCAUCACAAAGAAAGCAGAGACAAAAAAGGAUGGAAAAAUAUCCAAGAAAGAAUCUUCUGACUCAAGCUCAGAUUCUUCUGAUGACGAGGAUAAAAAACCAAGCUCCAAACCCUCACAGGUCAUCACAAAGGAAGCAGCAGUAAAAAAGGAUGGAAAACCCAAGAAAGAUUCCUCUGAGUCAAGCUCAGAUUCAUCAGAUGAGGAGGAUAAUAAAGUAACCAAGCAAAAAGCAACUCAGUCUGAUUCUGAAUCAUCAGAUUCCAGCUCUGAUGGGGAUCAGCUAGCAUCAGCUACAACAAAGAUCAGUGGAGCAUCAAAGAAAGAGGAAUCAAGUUCAGAUGAGUCCGAUGAAGAAAUGAAGAAAAACACAAAAAGAAAAAGAAGUUCAUCAGAAAAUUCUAGCUCAGAUGAGGAGGAAGUAGCAGAGAAAGCAUCCAAGAAGGCUAAAAAGGUAUGUUAAGGACCUACCAGUACUAACAUGCUGUGUGUUAUUACAUGGCUUCAAUAGUAUGCGCACUCAGCUCUGAUUGGCUGCUAAGCGGGCAUUAUUUUCUUGUAAUGACCAGGCAUUACCAGCUAGGUGUCCAAGGCAUGUACAAUCUGUGUUUAACUUGACAGUGGACAAAGUGGACAUCCUUACGGAGAUCCAUGUUAUGGUAUCUGCUUACCAGUGUGACUUGACUGUAUUACGGGCUCAGGUGUUAAAAUCAUUGGGGUGACGUGUUUUUUAAUUGUUAUCCGCUCACCUAUUAUUGAUUUUAAUUGAUCACAGGCUCAGGUCCAUAAUGAAAAGGGCAUUUAAUAACUUAUUAACCUCGUCCGUUCACUCAUAACAUGGAAAUCUCAGACCUCAGCCUUGCCUCAGUCUUAGAUUUCCCUCUAAUGACUGCACUUUUGGUUUAUAAGUGGUAUUUAAUCCUUAAGUUUCUGUACUUUCUUAAUAUGAGCUGAGCUGAUUGAUGGGAGCAGAAUGUUCAUUUAUAAAUGUUACACUUAUAUAAGUACAUGUACGUCCUGUAAAAAUAAAUAUUUGGUUAAUCACGAAAACUACCUCUUUUAAGGAAUUUUCCAAUGAUGUUGAGGGAGUUGCUGAAAAGAAAAAGAAGAGAAAAGUAAAUGAAGGCGACAACGAGGGUUCUGGAGGCAAGAAACUGAAGCAUGAUGAGACGGGGUCUGAAAAACAAAGUAAGUUGUCUUUAUUCUUAAACAUUAUACCACCAUACAUUUCUUUUAUCUUAUUACAAGUGAACUGUGAGAAACUGUAUUUCACUAUUAGUUUUUAAAAGGGCAUUAUUUAAAUUAUUAGUUGGAAGCUAAAAUAUACUUAUAAUUAAACAGAAACACACAAAAGUAAAGAAAGAUACCUGUGAAGUUCACAACAGUGGUGGAAUUAGCGGAUGGUAUGGGUUGGUGGGCCCCACCUUAUUUUUAGGCCAAACGGAGGCCCUCAGGGCCAAGUAAAAAUUUUUUUAGGCUGGGCCCCACUCUUAUAUCUUCAGGUCUGGCUGAGUAUGCCCCUCAUGUACUUAAUGAUCUGAAUCCACCACUGCAAGGGUCCUAUAUAAAAUAAUAUUGUUAUGUAUCGGUAAUAGCAUAAUUUGUAUUGAUAUGUGACAUAAAUACCACGAGUGAUAUUUCAAAAUUGUUAUACGUAAUUUCAUGAGCCAUUAGGCGAGUGAAAUUUGAGACAGUUUUGAAAUAUCACGAGUGGUAUUUAUGCCAAAUAUCACAUACAAAUCCUGCUAUUAUUUGUUAAUUCUACUACCUGCAAAAGGUUUGUAAUUUUCACAUGUAGGUAUUUCAAAUUAAGCAGAAAUACCACUGCUCUAAGCCAAUCAAAUUGCAGAAAUUUCUCAUGUAUUAGUAUAAUACUAAUUGCAUGAAGUACUCUUGUAUUGUUAUUUCAGUUUCCAUAUUUGUUGGAAAUCUGUCUUUUGACACAAAUGAAGAAACACUGCAGGGAUUUUUUGAAGAUAAUGCUUUGUCCCCCACCUCUACUAGAAUUGCUUAUGCUAAUGGAUCAUCAAGAGGGUAAGUUAUUAGUUUAUUGAUUUUGUCACACAACAUGCUUAGAUCAUUAUGCCAAAUAAUUUUUAUCACUUAGCAAAUACACGUAGCUUGAGACUCAAAAAUGCGUUUGUGCAAUGUAUACAUGUGUUACGGGUCAAAAUUAAAUUCAGGUUAAAAUUUUUUAACCAAGGUUGAUUCUCAAUUUCCUUUUUCUGCUAGCCCUAAUCCAUGAAUGACUAGGGCAAGAAGACAAAGAAAAUUAAAAAUCUAACUAGAUUAUAAAAAUUUUAACCUAAUUUUAAUUUUGGUGUGUAACAUAUGCACUAAAAAUCAGUCAACCACGUAGGUCAUGAGAGUCCUUGUAUUAUUAAGCAGUAUGAAGCUCACCUUUUGUUUAUACCAGUAAAGUGAACAAAAGGUAUUUAAUUUAAAGGUAAAAUCUGCAUUUUUAUGAUCAGUAAUAAUCAUUUUCUCUAUCAUAUAACCUACUGAGUUUGGAAAAUAAUGUAAUGUAUUCUUAUUAGCUACCUCAAGGUUUCUUUCAAACUUGUCAUGCAAGUUUCUGAUUUUUUAGCUAUCUCUAAGUCAUAACCUGCUGAGAGAUUAGACAAUCAGACUUCACCCCUGGACUCUUACUCAAAUCUAUGUAACCUUACUGUGAUCGGUUUUUUCUGUUCAUUCUGUUCCCUAUUUGCUUCCCCGUAUGAUUGCUUCAAUAAAAAAUUCUUGUAUCAUUGUUUUGUGUUUGUGUAUUUUUUUAAUCCCGGAAAUCCUACACUCAAGAAUUAAGUUUGCUAACCUUCCCACUUCUUAAAAUCACCAUUUAUUUAUUAACUGACAAAGCUAGCUAUUCAAAACUGUAAGUUGGAUUACACCAUUUUCAUGCAGUAAUAUGGGGUCCACACUUUGCUUUGCACAUAAAAUGGAAAAUGAAACUGCAGAAUUCAUAAGUUUAAUGUUAUGUUUUUCUUGCACUCCAGGUUUGGGUAUGUAGAUUUUGGCAGCCCUGAGGAAGGACAGAAAGCACUAGAGCUUAGUGGAUCAGAGAUUGAUGGUAGAGCAGUGAGAAUAGAUAAGGCAGAAUCAAGAGCUUCACCAAGGGGAGGUGGGCGUGGGGGCCGGGGCGGUGGUUUACGUGGACGCGGAAAAAGUACCCCAUCAAACACACUGAUCUGCAUUGGCCUGUCAUAUGACACAGAUAAUGAUUCAUUGAGCAGGGCUUUUCCAGACUGUGUUAGUGCACGAGUUAUAACGGACAGGGAGACUGGCAACCCAAGGGGGUAAGUAACAUUAGAGCAUAUUAAGCCCACUUGAGCCUCUGCUUUUUAGACCGAGCUUUACUCAAGUUGUUGUUUGCCCUGGAUUUCCUCAAAUCCCCUCAUUAAACAAAUCAUUAACGGUCCGAGCGGCUGUUAGGAACUUAAAACACCCUACCAGAUUUGUGUGGAAAUAAUAUUAUCUCCAUGAGAAUUCCCGUCUUUUGUAUUUUGUUUUGUUUAUUUUGAUUUCCGAAAACAUGAGAUGGAGUUAGUAGUAAGAUGAUGUCACUCUAUUAACUUUGCUGGAUACCCACUCCCCUCUUCUAGUGACGUUCCUGUCGGUUCCCUCGUAUACAGUAAUUAGAAUUACAUGAUUCCAACCCGAAAGCAAGCUGCUCCAGUACCAGAAGUAUAGAACCUCUGAAAUCGCCAUUCUCUGGUCACUUAACAAAGCCUUAUUUUAUCCAUUUCUUUCAGUUUUGGAUAUGUCGAGUUUGACAGUGUUGAUAUUGCCCAGGAUGCGAUGACCUCUAUGGAAGGGAAACAAGUUGAUGGUCGUUCCCUGCGACUUGACUUCGCAGCGCCAAGAGGGUCUACUCCAGGAAGUGGAAGUGGAGGUUUUAGAGGUGGUGGUAGAGGUGGCGGUAGAGGCGGUAGAGGUGGAAGAGGCGGUGGCAGAGGUGGAGGAAGAGGUAGGUUUUUUACGUUAUAUAAGUAUAUAAUAACCUGCCGUGAUUUACCAGAGGGCAACGAAGGAACUCGUUUCCUAACCCAAUUUGGUUGUCAUUUACAAGGAAAAAACUGAUCUUUUCUUGUUGUUAAAGUCAUCUAGCCGAAAUGUCCGACACAACACCCCGCCGUCUUCAAGAAAGUUUAACGAACUAAUUUUGUGUUUAUUUUCUGUAGGCUUUGGCAGAGGAGGAACCCCUGUAAACGCUGCCAGGAAAGGCAACAUACAAGAGUACAAAGGAACUAAAAUUUCGUUUGAUGAAUAA
Molecule: messenger RNA, 5394 nt
Organism: Porites evermanni
Lineage: Eukaryota; Metazoa; Cnidaria; Anthozoa; Scleractinia; Poritidae
Source: the annotation of a GenBank genome assembly